CUCCGCCGCCGUAGCCGCCGCCGCCGCCAUGGGCUGAAGGGCCGCGGCGCGGGGGGCGCGGGGCGAGCGCCCCGAGGAUGGAGAGAGCCAUGGAGCAGCUGAACCGGCUCACCAGGUCCCUGCGCCGCGCCCGCACCGUGGAGCUGCCCGACGAUAACGAAACUGCUGUCUACACCUUAAUGCCAAUGGUUAUGGCUGACCAGCACAGGUCUGUUUCAGAGCUACUAUCAAAUUCAAAAUUCGAUGUUAAUUAUGCUUUUGGAAGGGUGAAGAGGAGCUUGCUUCAUAUUGCAGCAAACUGUGGAUCAGUUGAAUGUCUAGUUCUGUUGUUGAAGAAAGGGGCAAAUCCCAACUAUCAAGAUAUCUCUGGAUGCACACCACUGCAUUUAGCUGCAAGAAAUGGUCAGAAGAAAUGUAUGAGCAAGCUGUUAGAAUACAGUGCAGAUGUCAACAUUUGUAAUAACGAAGGUCUGACUGCAAUUCACUGGCUUGCUGUCAAUGGGAGAACAGAAUUGCUUCAUGAUCUUGUACAACAUGUCAGUAAUGUAGAUGUUGAAGAUGCCAUGGGACAGACAGCACUUCAUGUGGCAUGCCAAAAUGGCCACAAGACUACGGUACAAUGUUUGCUAGACAGUGGUGCGGAUAUUAACAGGCCCAAUGUGUCGGGAGCAACUCCACUCUAUUUUGCUUGCAGCCAUGGUCAGAGAGACACUGCACAAAUCCUUUUGAUGAGAGGAGCCAAAUAUUUACCAGACAAAAAUGGAGUCACCCCACUGGAUCUCUGUGUCCAGGGUGGGUAUGGAGAGACUUGUGAAGUUUUAAUACAGCAUCAUCCUAGACUCUUUCAGACAAUUAUUCAGAUGACACAGAAUGAAGAUCUACGGGAAAACAUGUUGCGGCAGGUUCUAGAACACUUGUCUCAGCAGAGUGAAAGCCAAUACCUUAAGAUCCUAACAAGCCUUGCUGAAGUUGCUACAACAAAUGGUCAUAAACUGCUUAGCUUGUCAAGUAAUUAUGAAGCUCAAAUGAAGAGUCUCUUAAGGAUCGUGAGGAUAUUUUGUCAUGUCUUUCGCAUUGGCCCAUCCUCUCCCAAUAAUGGAAAUGACAUGGGCUACAAUGGAAAUAAAACUCCAAGAAGUCAGGUGUUCAAGGUCAGAAAAGUAUAUGAUUUUGUUAGGAAGAUAGACGUGAAAGUGAUAACUUUCACAAAGCAUUUAUUCAUUAAUCAGACAUCUCAUGAACAGGGACCCCUGGAAUUACUGUGGCACUCAUUAGAUGAAUGGCUUGUUCUGAUAGCUACAGAAUUGAUGAAGAACAAAAGAGACUCUACCAACAUUACUUCCAUCUUACUAAAGCAAAAAGGGCCAGAGCAGCAGGAUGCUACGCCUACGCCUUCCUUUGACACUGAAGGAACUGAGAGUGGAGAAAAGCUAUCCAUUGACGCAAAGGAUUCUAAAGCAUAUGAUGCUGCCGGGAAGCAGGAAGCUUGUGCUGAUUGCCAGGAUGUUAUCUCCAUGACAGCAAACAGGCUAAGUGCUGUCAUUCAGGCAUUUUAUAUGUGCUGCUCCUGUCAGAUGCCUCAGGGGAUGACAUCACCUCGUUUCAUAGAAUUUGUCUGCAAACAUGAUGAUGUUCUGAAGUGUUUUGUUAACAGAAAUCCUAAAAUAAUUUUUGACCACUUCCAUUUUCUUCUGGAGUGUCCUGAACUGAUGUCCAGAUUUAUGCACAUUAUAAAAGCACAGCCAUUUAAAGAUCGCUGUGAAUGGUUCUAUGAACACUUGCAUUCGGGACAGCCGGAUUCAGACAUGGUGCACAGGCCAGUCAAUGAAAAUGACAUCCUCUUGGUUCACAGAGAUUCUAUUUUUAGGAGUAGCUGUGAAGUUGUGUCUAAAGCAAAUUGUGCUAAGUUAAAGCAGGGGAUUGCUGUACGUUUCCAUGGAGAAGAAGGCAUGGGUCAAGGUGUGGUACGCGAAUGGUUUGAUAUCUUAUCCAGUGAGAUAGUUAACCCAGAUUAUGCAUUAUUUACCCAGUCGGCAGAUGGAACAACUUUCCAGCCAAACAGUAACUCUUCUGUGAAUCCUGAUCACUUGAACUACUUUAGGUUUGCUGGACAGAUCUUGGGUUUAGCUCUGAACCACAGGCAGUUGGUGAACAUUUACUUCACAAGGUCUUUCUACAAACAUAUUCUUGGUAUUCCGGUAAAUUAUCAGGAUGUAGCAUCUAUUGAUCCAGAGUAUGCCAAGAACUUGCAGUGGAUUUUAGAUAAUGAUAUCAGUGAUCUGGGUCUGGAGCUGACUUUCUCAGUUGAGACUGAUGUGUUUGGAGCAAUGGAAGAAGUGCCACUGAAACCAGGGGGAGCAAGUAUUCUUGUUACUCAGGAAAACAAAGCAGAGUAUGUCCAACUGGUUACUGAACUUCGAAUGACAAGAGCUAUUCAACCUCAGAUAAAUGCUUUUUUACAAGGUUUUCAUAUGUUCAUACCACCUUCUCUUAUACAACUUUUUGAUGAAUAUGAACUGGAACUUUUGCUCUCUGGUAUGCCAGAAAUAGAUGUGAAUGAUUGGCUAAAAAAUACAGAAUACACAAGUGGUUAUGAAAGAGGAGACCAAGUUAUUCAGUGGUUUUGGGAUGUCGUAGAAGAACUAACUCAGGAGGAGAGAGUACUGUUGUUACAGUUUGUUACUGGCAGUUCCAGGGUGCCUCACGGUGGCUUUGCUCAUAUAAUGGGUGGCAGUGGACUGCAAAAUUUUACAAUAGCUGCUGUGCCAUACACUCCAAAUCUGCUCCCAACAUCGAGCACGUGUAUCAACAUGCUCAAGUUACCUGAAUAUCCAAGUAAAGAAAUCCUUAAGGACAGGCUUCUUGUAGCGUUACACUGUGGAAGCUAUGGUUACACAAUGGCAUAAUGAAGUGUAGAAAACUCAUCUGACUACCGAUGUGCAAUUCAGAGUGGCAGAAGUAAUUUAGGAAACUGUCAACAGAAAUCAGCCUAGAUGCUGCAGUCCACAGGAGAGGCUGACUUUUAAAAUUCAUAAAAGAUCAGUUUUUCUUCUCCAUUAUAUGUUGUUUAAGUAAGUUUGUGAACUGUUAACAUGACUCAUAUUUCAUAGUAUGUUCUAUUUUCAUUGGUUUAUUGGUAGCUUUAUAUGGAAAAUAGUGUACUUUCUUCUUUAUGUUAGUUUAAUCUUAAUCAGAGGGUUUGUCAGAAUCUGUUUACACCAGUCUUCAUUUUAGAUUUUCAAGUAUGUGGUUGAACGGACAUUUGCGUUUUAGUUUACCUUUCACUGAAAUGGUAUACUGGUAACAUACAGACUCGUAUUAUAUGCCUUGAUGCAUGUAAGAGUGCCAUUUAUUUUUUCACAGAACAGUGUAGAAAGUUUAAUUUAGAUAGUGUAUAAAAUAGCAAAUCUGAUGUAUUUUCCCAUAUAUUGCAUAGUACCUAUAUCAAAAAGAUUUUUUUAACUUUUUAGUAUUUUAAUGUAUAUAACAUGUAAAGAAUAGACUAUUGUCACUAAAGUAAGCAAAUGGAAUUUAAUAUCUAAUUUAUAUUAAAAUUUACACUAUAUUGUACCAAAUAUUUAAGUAUUCGUGACUUCAUGGUCAGUUUGCAGUUAGAAUUUGUAUAUAUUGUUUUAGACGUAUAUCAGUUUGUUUGAAUACUUUUUCUCAUGCUUUCAUAUAGUUAUAUGUUAAGCAGAUAUAAUUAAAUUUUAAUAUUUUACCAGAA
Molecule: messenger RNA, 3727 nt
Organism: Gavialis gangeticus (Gharial)
Lineage: Eukaryota; Metazoa; Chordata; Crocodylia; Gavialidae
Gene: HACE1
Product: HECT domain and ankyrin repeat containing E3 ubiquitin protein ligase 1
Exons: 25
Coding region: 78-2906 (942 amino acids)
Biological process (GO): positive regulation of protein catabolic process; proteasome-mediated ubiquitin-dependent protein catabolic process; protein polyubiquitination
Cellular component (GO): nucleus
Molecular function (GO): protein binding; ubiquitin-protein transferase activity
Source: RefSeq, a predicted model, not a curated record